Messenger RNA from Neurospora hispaniola, 2109 nucleotides. RefSeq lists its product as uncharacterized. The transcript is spliced from 4 exons. Lineage: Eukaryota; Fungi; Ascomycota; Sordariomycetes; Sordariales; Sordariaceae. Gene Ontology annotation, cellular component: cytosol. Gene Ontology annotation, molecular function: FMN binding; flavin adenine dinucleotide binding; oxidoreductase activity. Bases 1 to 2109 code for a protein of 702 amino acids. The record is from RefSeq and is a predicted model, not a curated record.
AUGGGGGAACCCGUGUUGGCAGCUUCGGUUGCGAAGCCGACCACGAUGGAGGGAAGGAAUCUCAUCCUCCUCUAUGGAUCUGAAACAGGUAAUGGAGAGGAAAUCGCCAUGGAGCUGGCCAAAAUGGCGGAGAGAUUACACUUCAAUACUGUUGUUGGUGAAAUGGAUGACUUCAAGUUGACGGACUUGUUGCGCUACUCUUUGGCCAUCUUUGUCACCUCUACCACGGGCCAGGGUGAUAUGCCAAAGAACACAACCACGUUGUGGAAAAGCCUUAGACGUACCAAGCUCAACAAUACCAACUGCCUUGCAUCUGUAAAGUUCUCCAUCUUCGGACUUGGUGAUAGCUCUUAUCCAAAGUUUAACUGGGCAGCGCGGAAGCUUCGUGUGCGACUUUUGCAACUUGGUGCUUCCGAAUUCUUCAGACCGGGCGAAGCCGACGAGCGACAUGAAAAUGGGCGACUAACACACAACUCGGAUUACAGACUCGACAGCAUCUAUUUGCCCUGGUACCAGGAGUUGAGAGAGUCAUUGUUAUCUCAAUUCCCUCUUCCAAAGGGCAUUGAGCCCAUACCAGACGACGCUCAACUUCCACCCAAGUACAACAUCCGGCUUGUGCCGUCAACCGGCUCAGUCAAGGACAAAAUAACGAACGGCGAAGGCCAUGUCUCGCAAGUCGAGGACAACGAGCAGUUAGCGGCCAAAUUCGAGCGGAUGAGUACCGACUCGGAAUCAACUGAGGCCCCGUGGCAGAAGGAUGGUACUGACGUCCCAGAUUUUCCGCCAGCGAAAUUGCUGCCAAUACCUGGUUCUUUCACGGCGCAAGUUGUUUGCAACAAGAGGGUGACUCCAGAAGACCAUUGGCAAGACGUCCGACACAUCGAAUUUGAACUCCGCAGUCCAGGACGCAAUGGGGCCAUGUCCUUUGCCGGUCAAACACUCUUAAUCUACCCUAAGAACUAUCCCAAGGACGUACAAAAGCUGAUUGACUUGAUGGGGUGGAGUGACGUGGCCGAGCAGAGAAUCGAAAUUGACUGGGCGAAGGGCACUCGGCCAAGAGACUAUCAUUUCUUGAAGGAUGCAACAAUUCGCGAUGCCCUGACGCACAAUUUCGACAUCAGCGCCGUCCCCAAACGGACAUUCCUCGAGUUCAUGGCCUACCACACCACCAACCCUCUCGAGAAGGAACGUCUUCACGAGCUCACCCAGCGAGGUGACAGCGACGAGUUCUACGAUUACACCUCUCGCCCGCGUCGAACCAUCCUCGAGGUCCUCGAGGAUUUCCCCGGCGUCAAGAUCCCCUAUACUCGACUGCUCGAGUUUCCCAUCAUCCGCCCCCGCGAGUUCAGCCUCUGCAAUGGUGGCGAUCCCACCGUCAACGCCAAGGAUCUGGUCAUCUCCAACGAACAAGACACUACUACUAGCACCGAUGUUUACAAAUUCGAAAUCCUUGCCGCCCUGGUCCAUUACCGUACCAUCAUCCGCAAACCCCGCCAAGGCCUCUGCUCACGCUAUCUCCGCCACCUCCCCGUCGGGACCACCGUCCAAAUCGGCAUCAAGCCGCCCAGCAGUCCCUUCUCCAUGGACGACCCGUCCUUCUACUCGCGACCGCUCAUCGGCGUCGCCACGGGGACUGGCAUCGCUCCGUUUCGCGCUUUGCUUCAGGACCGUUGUCUCGUCCAAGACCAGCAACAGCUGGGCCCAACCCUCCUCUUCUUCGGCUGCCGCAACGCUGCAGCCGAUUUCCACUUCCAGGAGGAAUGGGGGACUGUCCCCAAUCUAACCGUUUACCCCGCAUUCUCCCGGGACAACGACUCGUCCUCUACCGAAGAAGAAACCAAACUUGCCCUCCAACGGGCAGCAGGCAUCUACGACGCAGGCAAGAACUACGUCCAGUACCAAAUUCGACAGCAUGCCGCCAAGGUUGGUGAGUUGUUGAGGCAAAAUCCCAUCAUUGUCGUCUGCGGAAAUAGUGGGAGGAUGCCCAAGAGCGUGAGGGAGGCGUUGGAGGAUGCGGCGGUUGGAAGUGGGGUGGUGGCGGAUAGGGAGGAGGCGAAGGGGUGGUUUGAUCGGAAGGAGAAUUGUGUCUAUUGGCAGGAGACUUGGUAG